GCGUCGCUUCAACACGACGUCACUACCAUAGAGCUCUUCUUGUUUUCGUGCUAAAAAAAAAAAGGACGCGAACCUUCGCCGGUAUCGAUCCGAUCGCGACUCGCUUCGUCUUCAUAACUCAUAAUCCAUAACUCAGCCCCCCAGGCACCACGUCUGAUCACGGUCGAAGCCCGUUUUUUUUCCCCGUUCUAAUAAUUCAAAACUUUAUUUAAAACGCGGCUAAUUAGCUUAGCCGCCUUUCGCCCCUUGAUCUCGCCGCUGCGUCACGCUUCGGAUCCGAACCUACAACCCGUUUUUUUUCGCAAAUCCGGACGAAUCUGAGCCCGGAUCUCGCUUCAUAGCAGGACCCCAUGGCGGACCUCGGGGUGUCCCCCGGGGAGCGGGUGCUGCUGGUGUGGGGCCGGGGGGCCCCGCCGGGGGCCCUGAAGGAGCGGGCGGAGUCGCUGGGGGCCGCCGUCGGGCCCCGGGGGAAGGUGUCGGUGGAGAACGCCGAGAUGCUUCUGCAGUCCUCCCACCCGGCGUCCAGCUACGACUGGGUCCUGUCCGGUCUGGUCCGGGGCGGGGCCACCGUCCACAGCACCGACGUGCUAGCGGAGAUCGCCCGGGUGACCAAGCCGGGAGGGCGGGUCCUAAUCGAGGAGCCAAUCACAGGGAGCGAGGAUAGCCGGGUGCGGACGGCGGGGAAGCUGGUGUCGGCGCUGAAGCUCUCUGGUUUGGUCUCGGUGACGGAGCUCCCCUCCUCCCCCCUCUCCCCGGAGGAGCGCUCCGCCCUGCGGGAGGGCGCGGGUUUCCCGGGCGACUCCCUGUCGCGGGCGCGGCUCUCGGCGCGGAAGCCCGGCUUCGAGGUGGGCUCGGCCGCGCUGCUGACGCUCUCCUUCGGGAGGAAGAAAGCGGCAGAGAAACUGGCUCUGGAUCCGGGCGCCGCCAAGAUGUGGACGCUGUCGGCCGCCGACAUGGACGACGAGGACGUGGACCUGCUGGACUCCGACUCCCUGCUGGACGCUGAGGAUCUGAAGGCGCCGGAUCCCACGACGCUCCGGGCGGCGGGGUGCGGGGAAGAAGGGAAGAAGAAGAAGAAGGCCUGCAAGAACUGCACCUGUGGUCUCGCCGAAGAGCUCGAGCAGGAAACCAAACAGAACCAGAAGAAAACCGUCCAGCCGAAAUCCGCCUGCGGGAGCUGUUACCUCGGCGACGCCUUCCGGUGUGCGAGCUGCCCGUACCUGGGGAUGCCGGCGUUCAAGCCCGGGGAGAAGGUCGUGCUGGCGAACGCGCAGCUGACGGACGCCUAGGCACGCCAGCGCCCGAUGCUAACCGCUAACCCCCGACCCCCUGACCCUAAGCCUUAGCCCGUACGCCAACCGUUCACCCAAACCCCUGACCCUAAACCGUAGUCCUAACCCUUAGUCCCUGAUGCUAACCGUUAAGCCUAAGCCUUAGCCCUUAUGCUAACCCCCUAAUGCCAACCGCUGACCCCAACCCUUCACCCUAACCCUAACCGCUAAACCUAACCCUUAAUGGUAACUGCUAACCCCAACCCCUAACCCUAAGCCCAUAUGCUAACCGUUAACCCUAAGCCUUAGCCCUUUUGCUAACUCCUAAUGCCAGCCGCUAUCCCCAACCCUUCACCCUAACCCCUACUGCUAACUGCUAAACCUAACCCCUAAUGGUAACUGCUAACCCCAACCCCUAACCCUAAUCCCUAACCCCUAAUGCUAACCGCUAAUCGCUAACCCCUAACCCCUACCCCUAAGGCUACUGGUAGCUGCUAACCCAGCCCCCAAUCCUGACUCUUAGCCCUUAUGCUAACUCUUGUCCCCUAGCCGCUAACCCUUAAUGCUAACCCCGACCCGCCCUGUCCCCCCCCCCCCCGCUCCGCUGUUUUAAUCUGACAUUCCACGCCCCCUGGACUGCCCCGCCCUGCCUAGGACCACGCCCCCCUUCUCUCAACGCCACGCCCUUCUCCACCCCGAGACCGCCCCAGCCAAUCGCAGGCGGCCCCGCCCCUCCCGUGGGCGCGGCCCCGACUGAAAGAGCGCGCCGAUUCCGAACGCGAAAGAAAAAGGACAGA
Molecule: messenger RNA, 2068 nt
Organism: Megalops cyprinoides (Indo-Pacific tarpon)
Lineage: Eukaryota; Metazoa; Chordata; Actinopteri; Elopiformes; Megalopidae
Gene: ciapin1
Product: cytokine induced apoptosis inhibitor 1
Exons: 9
Coding region: 351-1289 (312 amino acids)
Biological process (GO): iron-sulfur cluster assembly
Cellular component (GO): cytoplasm
Molecular function (GO): iron-sulfur cluster binding
Source: RefSeq, a predicted model, not a curated record